UCGUGUUAUCUGAGAAUGAUUUUAUCUUUCCAGUUGUUUUCUUAUCUGGUCUUACUUUGUCAUUGAUAAAUAGUAAUGAGAAACACAGUAUUCAGGUUGCUUCUCAACAAGAAAAUGGUGAACCUACACUACAAGAUAUGGCUGUACUUAUUGAACAAGUCACUGGAGUUCCAGUUCCUUUUCAGAAACUGAUAUACAAAGGGAAGUCUCUGAAAGAAUUGGAACAACCGUUGUCAGCACUCGGUGUUAAAAAUGGUUGCAGAGUCAUGUUGAUUGGGAAAAGGAAUAGUCCAGAAGAAGAGGCUGAAUUAAAGAAAUUAAAAGAUUUGGAGAAGUCAGUGGACCAAAUAGCUAAUAAGUUAGAGGAAGUUAAUAAGGAGUUCACAAGUAUCCAGAAGGGAUUUUUAGCAAAGGAUCUGCAAGCAGAAGCACUAAAACAGCUGGACAAGAGGAUAAAAGGAACUGCAGAGCAGUUCAUGAAGAUCCUAGAACAGAUUGAUGCCAUUAAUCUGCCAGAGAAUUUCAGUGAUUGCAAACUGAAAAAGAAGGGGCUGGUGAAAAGGGUUCAGGUUUUUCUUGCCCAAUGCGAUACUGUUGAAGGAAAUAUUGGUCAAGAAAUGGACAAGCUACAGUCAAAGAAUUUGGCACUGGCAGACUAAAGCAUUGCCCUACGUAAUUAGGAAACAUAAUUGCUCUAUGAGCAAGAAGAAAAGUUUGCUCUUUGUUUUGGAGCACGUAUUCAGCUUUUUUUUUUUCUUUUUAAAGCCCAGUCUGUUAGACUGGUACUAGUCACUCAUUUCUUGCUGGUUGUCUUGUUUGCCGCUCGGUUAGACCUAUCAUUUUGAAAAGAAAAUCCUUCCUGAAGAAUGGCAGAAAUAAUCUUUGUGAUGAAUUGUUGUGUAUUUUAUGGACAAAUGUUUAGUUCACUAAGUUAUAAAAUUUGCCGUGAUGGGCAAUUUUUUCUGAUAUGUCUUUGAAUUUAUUUACAGCUCAAAUCAAAGAAGGUUGAUCAUUGUACAAGUGCCAUAAGUUGCAGUUGUAGGACUUCAGCUUGAUUGAAAAAGGCAAACUGAGGCAACAUUUGGGAAAGUCGAACAUUGUAGUAGACGAUUCAGAGCAAUAAAAAAACCCCUACGCAUUUGUAUCUACUUAAUAUUUGUAUGCAUUUAUAAAUAUAAGAAAGCUUGACUAUGAGGGAGUUGUACCCAUUUUAGCCUUAAAUUGUCAUAAUAAAUGGCAUGUACUGUAACAUGUAUGGUACUUAAUUUUGAGUGGUGCUUUAAGUUGUUACUGAGCUCCUUGAUACAGACAUAUGUUUUUUACAU
Mesitornis unicolor (brown roatelo) is the source of this 1325-nucleotide messenger RNA. RefSeq names its product BCL2-associated athanogene (gene BAG1). The transcript has 7 exons. The record is from RefSeq and is a predicted model, not a curated record. Gene Ontology annotation, biological process: protein stabilization. Lineage: Eukaryota; Metazoa; Chordata; Aves; Mesitornithiformes; Mesitornithidae. Gene Ontology annotation, molecular function: adenyl-nucleotide exchange factor activity; protein-folding chaperone binding. Gene Ontology annotation, cellular component: cytosol; membrane; nucleus. The annotation marks the transcript as partial.